Messenger RNA from Phlebotomus papatasi, 3847 nucleotides. Its product is annotated as mucin-2-like. Gene Ontology annotation, molecular function: protein binding. Bases 636 to 3563 code for a protein of 975 amino acids. The transcript has 8 exons. The record is from RefSeq and is a predicted model, not a curated record. Lineage: Eukaryota; Metazoa; Arthropoda; Insecta; Diptera; Psychodidae.
AGUCUCUCAUUUCACUUCCGACCGUGAACACCUGUUGCGAUUGAAAUCGCAGCCGUGUCGCGAUUGAUUCUUUUUCAAUUUUCCCGCAUCUAGAUUUUUGCACACAAACUCCACGGAUUGUGCUUAUUUAUUUUGUGUGUGAGUGUGACUAGAGGAAUUUCUACCAGACAUGAUAGGUUUUUAUUUUUGUGCAAAUCUGUGAAUGAUCUUUGUGAGAUUUCGUUGAUUGAAAACUAUUUUAAUCGCAAAGAGAUUUUCUCCGCAAUUUUCCCAUCAAAAGACAAGUGAUUGAGUUUUGUGUGCCUUUUUCUAGAAAAUUUCUCUCUGGAGAAUGUGGUAAAUUCUACCAAAUGGUUCUUUUUUUCUCUCAAUUUUGAAAGAAGUGAAACAGUGAAUACGGGAGAGUUUUGAAGUUGAUUCUUGUUUAACAUUCGAGCCACAAGACAAAUACCCCAGGAGGGAAUACAUAAGGAAAAAAAAGAGGUGCAAACUAGAAUCAAGCGAAUAGCAUUCAAUUGGAUCAUAUAUAUUCACAUUGGAUAUUUUAUAUCGCCUUCUUCGGAGUCUCUUUCUUGUCUGAGAUAUUUUUCGUAUAUAAAACACCAACAGCAAUAACGGAGACCAAUGCAACAAGCAUGCGUUUGUUCAAGGCUCGCAGAUCGAGCGACAAUCUCGCCACGACAGUAAUUAUCGAGCCAGCAAUCCCAUCGGCCACUCAGUCCGCAUCCCUGGCCAAGGAUGCCGCGACUGGAGUUGCUGAGGAGUGCAGUAACUACCGCCAUAAUUCACCACUGGCGCCCGAGACGACAAAUGACUGUACGGCUACCACGAGUGCCACCAUCAAUUCUCCACCUGCUGGCGUCGCUUUGCCAAAGUCACCGCCACCUGACACCCAUCCCGACAAGAGCACCACUGUCACGCUAAUUGGACAAAAUGGUCGAUUGCCUGGCUACAAAGUUGUGACGGCAGUUCCAGCUGUUGUGCUCGAAGAUACAGAAUCAGCACCAGCAACACCGAUAUCAUCAUCACCAUCGGUCAAAGAGUCCAAAAACAUGUUCACAUGGGGUCGCAAAAUGGGCAAGAAAUUCGAUCUUUUGCGUCGAAGUGACUCCACAAAGACUUCCUCCAGCACCUCAUCCACCACCCAAUACUCAGCAGACACGCUGCGAAAGCACCGAUCGACGCUGGCGUGUAUGCAGUCACCAGGAACGCCAGAACGUCUCAUGAAGCCACACAGAGAUCGAUCACCCAGCCCCUUCAAGACCACCUUCACCUUCUUCCGCAUCGGCAGCACCGGUAUGGGAAUGCUGAAUGGCGGGCGGAAGUCUUCUGGAGACACGCCACGGCCUGGAGUACAGCUGUACCGCAGCAGUUCCACCAGCCAGCUCAACACAUGCUCCUACGUUAAGUGCGACGAUCCCACGGAUGGAGUCAAUCUUGCCAGCAGAAGCAACAUUGCGCCUCGAAACACAGAAAAAUCCUCAAGUUGCGAUGAUAUCGCUAAAGUAGCCAGUGAGACGCAGAAUUCCCUACAUCAACCUCCCAAGAGGGCACACUUCCCCUAUGCCUUCCUCCGUUCAAAACUAUCAGUUCUUCCUGAAGAAAAUGGCGGAUCUGUGGUCAAUCAGACGAGAAUGCGAGAAAAAUUACUAAACACACGACCUCACUCUACGGGAGUCCCACUAGAUAUCACCACAGAAUCACAGGAUAUCUCCCGGAUCUCUGACACUUCCUCAGUACUCAGUGAGAGCCCCAAGAGUCGCGUGGUGAGCAUCUCCCGGAAGAGUUCAAUCAAUCAAAAUUCCGACGCUGAUUCUGCUCUAUCGCAGAGCAACAUCUCAAGACACAACAGCACAGCAUCCACAGAUUGGGGCCCAGGUGUCUACCAACGCCUCUCGAGCUGUCUCAGUUCAAAUGAGUCUGGUUACGAUAGCGACGGAAGGCAUGCUGAGGAGAAUCACAGCCCCAAGUCAGACAGUCAAGUAAAUCUGUCCAAAUGUUCAGAUCCCUACAUCGAGGCCAUUCGAAGUCAGGAUCAACAAUCACCCACGCGACAGACCAACCCUGAAUGCCUUUCCGGCGUCCGUAGGAGAUUCCGACAGAUUCGUCUGGAGAAGAGCACAGCAGUGGAAACUAUUGGCCUGCUACUCACACCACAGACAUGUGUAGAAGACAAUGAAGUGGAAAUGAGAUACAUUAUUGCUGAAAUUGACCCAAGUGGCGUCGCGCACAGAGAUGGACGCCUCCGCGUCGGUGAUGAGAUUGUCAAUGUAAAUGGUCAUCAUUUACGUGGCCUCCAAUCGCCAAGCACCGUGCAGCGGAUUCUGACCUUUGUGGACAACUGCGUAGACCUCGUCAUCGCGCAUGACGAGCUAACUACCCUGGGAAGUACCUUCAGCAGUACAAAGAUUCGCAUUGGCGACGAUCAAGCCGCCAGAGAGCCAGACACCCACCUCAUGGGCACCAAGCGUCUCUCGUGCAGUGAUCUGGAUCAGUUGGUGUUGCGGACGAAUGAUCCCACCUCGCAGCGUAAGGCUCUGCUGUCGCCAAUGAGAACCUUGACGAGGCAUCCUCGGACCCCUAAACCCUUUCCCCUCACACCCCUCUACAAUCCAACGGAGUACGUUCCCGUCUAUGCCAAUCGCAUAACCAUCACCAACACCAUCAGCGACGACGAUAAGUGGCACAUGAAGAAGCGACCCUCCGACACCACCUCACCUUCAUCCACACAGUUGUCCCCCUAUUCAAUAUCCAGCACUUCCACUUCCCCUCCCACGCGCUGCAGUCCAACGAUUGCAGUAAGUGACGCCGAAGAGGACGAAGAAAACUACAAAUCCAUCAUUCCCAUUCCGCCAAAUUUCUCACUCACGAAACGAGCCCAUUCCCUACCCGAUCCUGACACCCUUCGACCACCACAAAGCACCAGCCAAAGUGGUCCCACGACCCCAGAAACCUCAGAAGACACUCCACAACGCACUAGACCCAGCUAUCGAUCCAUCAAGUUCAAGAAGAAAGCCUCAACUGAGGCAGAACCGAAGUCCUUCAAGAGUGAAGCCACGUUACAACUUGUGGUGCCUCCGGAAGCGCAUGCUAAUGCCUUCAGAAUACAGAGAUCGCACACUGACGGCAACCUACCCGAUCAGCCACCUCCGGAGGAAACGAAUCUCGAAAAGUGUGCUCAGAAGCAUGCCAGUUCGCAUAAGGAUACGACACUUUCAGGUGGAAAAGACGGUGCCCAGAAGAAUUCUCAACUCACGAUAAAAUUCUACAAGGGAACUGGCAUGAAGUCACUGGGAUUCAGCAUUGUUGGCGGGAAAGACUCCCCGAAGGGCAACAUGGGAAUCUUCGUGAAAACUGUCUUCCCAAGUGGACAGGCGGCAGAUGAUGGAAAAUUGCAAGCGGGAGAUGAAAUUCUCAAGAUCAACAACACCUAUGUUCACGGUAUGAGUCAUUCGGAUACAAUAGCACUCUUCAAGAACGUCCGCGAGGGAGCGAUUGUACUUAAAGUGGCCAGGAGGAAGCACCAGCGUGCAAAAUCACUCGACAGCAUGCAGAGUUCAUGAUAGACGCUGAGCUAAAAACUGCCCUCCAGUUUGACGUAAGAUCCACUCACAAAAAAGUGAAUUAGCGUAAAAAUUAAGUGGUUUAUUUAAAAAGGUUUAACUUUAAAACUGAGUUGUUAACUUAAGAUGUAGGAAAGAAAGCUCAAUCUGUGUUUAAGUGUAUAAAAUGUUUGUGUGUAUAUUUUUCACGAACAAUUCAUUUGUGAAUUGAAAUGCUCCUCUCUAGUCACCAAUUAUUUGUUGAAUGCAAAAGAGUUUUAAAAUAAAUAUUUCUCUAUCCAAAA